Messenger RNA from Penicillium maclennaniae, 1410 nucleotides. RefSeq names its product glycine hydroxymethyltransferase SHM2. Bases 1 to 1410 code for a protein of 469 amino acids. Gene Ontology annotation, molecular function: serine binding; zinc ion binding; pyridoxal phosphate binding. The record is from RefSeq and is a predicted model, not a curated record. Lineage: Eukaryota; Fungi; Ascomycota; Eurotiomycetes; Eurotiales; Aspergillaceae. The transcript is spliced from 4 exons. Gene Ontology annotation, biological process: tetrahydrofolate interconversion; folic acid metabolic process; L-serine catabolic process. Gene Ontology annotation, cellular component: cytoplasm.
AUGUCCUCCUACGCUCUCUCUGAGGCCCACAAGGCCCAAAUGCACGUUAGUCUCAAGGAAAGUGAUCCUGAGAUCGCCAAGAUCAUGGAGCUCGAGAUCCAGCGUCAGCGCGAGUCUGUCGUCUUGAUUGCCUCGGAGAACUUCACCUCCCGCGCUGUCUUCGAUGCUCUGGGUUCCCCCAUGUGUAACAAGUACUCGGAGGGCUACCCCGGUGCUCGCUACUACGGUGGCAACCAGCACAUUGAUGCCAUUGAGAUCACCUGUCAGCAGCGUGCCCUGAAGGCCUUCAACCUUGACCCCGCCAAGUGGGGUGUCAACGUUCAGUGCCUUUCUGGCUCUCCUGCCAACCUGCAGGUCUACCAGGCCUUGAUGCGUCCCCACGACCGCCUGAUGGGUCUUGAUCUCCCCCACGGUGGUCACUUGUCCCACGGCUACGCUACCCCCGCCAAGAAGAUCUCCGCUGUCUCUACCUACUUCGAGAGUUUCCCCUACCGCGUCAACCUUGAGACUGGUAUCAUCGACUACGACCAGCUCGAGACCAAUGCCGAGAUGUACCGCCCCAAGAUCCUGGUCGCCGGUACUUCCGCCUACUGCCGUCUCAUUGACUACAAGCGCAUGCGUCAGAUUGCUGACAAGGUCGGUGCUUACCUUGUUGUCGACAUGGCUCACAUUUCUGGUCUGAUCGCCGCUGGCGUCAUCCCCUCUCCCUUCGAGUACGCCGAUGUUGUUACCACCACCACCCACAAGUCCCUUCGUGGUCCCCGUGGAGCCAUGAUCUUCUUCCGCAAGGGUGUCCGUGGCCAGGACAAGGCUGGCAAGGACAUCAUGUACGAUCUGGAGGGUCCCAUCAACUUUUCCGUCUUCCCCGGUCACCAGGGAGGUCCCCACAACCACACCAUCACCGCUCUGGCUGUUGCCCUCAAGCAGGCCGACACCCCUGAGUUCAAGCAGUACCAGGAGCAGGUCAUCAAGAACGCCAAGGCUCUUGAGAACGAGUUCAAGGCCCUGGGUCACAAGCUUGUGUCUGACGGCACUGACAGCCACAUGGUCCUCGUUGACCUCCGCGGCAAGGUUGAUGGCGCUCGUGUUGAGGCUGUCCUCGAGCAGAUCAACAUUGCUUGCAACAAGAACUCUGUCCCCGGUGACAAGUCUGCCCUGACCCCCGGUGGUAUCCGUAUUGGUGCUCCCGCCAUGACCUCCCGUGGUAUGGGCGAGGAGGACUUCAAGCGCAUUGCCCGCUACGUCGACCAGGCCGUCAACAUCUGCAAGACUGUCCAGGCUGAGCUCCCCAAGGAGGCCAACAAGCAGAAGGACUUCAAGGCCAAGGUUGCUUCCGGCACCGUCCCUGAGAUCCUGGCUCUCCGUGAGGAGGUUUCCGGCUGGGCCAGCUCUUUCCCCCUCCCGGUUUAA